Molecule: messenger RNA, 1748 nt
Organism: Geodia barretti
Lineage: Eukaryota; Metazoa; Porifera; Demospongiae; Tetractinellida; Geodiidae
Source: the annotation of a GenBank genome assembly
UGCGGGGGGCACGUGAUCGCGGCGUUGUGUAUAUUAUAAAAACGCUGAGUCUAGCUCGCGACGGACAAGAAAGAAGUUUGAAUUGUGAAAGUUUCCCUGUUCUUGUGUCAGAAGUUUGGUUAUACCGCACUCUUUACCUCUUUGUGUAUCAUAGUUAAGCUGGUCUCUCUGCUAUAGUGCCUGUAUUUUUAUGUUGGCCCUCUCCGCCCCCUACGUACUCGGCUCUCUAGCUCCUUCUUUUCUAGUGUAGGGCUGUGUCUGUGCUUUUCUUACCGUUUGUACUCUCUCCACGCAGGCCAGAACUCCAGCUAACUGUCUACAUUAUGAUGGCCGCGUCACGGGCACACCUACCACAAAUGCCGUCACACAUGGAUUCAAGACCACACACUCACCCGACCCUCUUGCCUCGCGGAGUCGCCGCCCCCGUCCGCCAACCCCACAGCAUACCCCACUCGUACAUCUCCCAAGGACCACCGAAAAGCCUCCAAUCAUCCUACCACAGUGCCCCGCCCUCUCUACAACAAUCACCUCCGAAAAGCUUACCCUCACGAACGCACCCCGUCCCUCGUCAAACUAGUGAAACCAGCGUAGCAUCUCUCGAGAAUGGCAGAUAUCGAUUGGGGGAGGUUCCCAGAUCGGAGCACCCCAACGAAGACAGACACUUUAUGCUAGAAGACGAAUACUGUAAAGUCUACGGUGUCUUUGACGGUCACGAUGGACCGCGUGCAGCCGGAUUCGCUUCAAACUUCUUCGUUCAGUACUUUAGCUCAGAGUCUUGGAAAGCCGUGAUAAGUUUGCCUCCCAAGGAACAGCGGGUACAGAUCCCUAUGGCACUAAGAGAAUUCUUUAUAGCUGCAGAGAAAGAGUUUUUUCAGAGUAUCGGUCGCUAUAUUGACGAGAGAAAACAACUUCAAAGAAUCAUACCUCAGAACAUGACUUCCUAUGAGGCGUAUCUCACCUACCCCGUCGAAGUCGCCAGGAUGCAAGAACUGGAACCAAAGAUCUCCGGCGGGUCCACAGUGGUCCUGGCGGUCGUCUGCGGGAGCACGCUCUACGUGGCCAACGUGGGCGACUCCCGCGCCGUCCUGGUCAACGAGAACGAGAAGGGGAUCCAGCAGGUGCUCCAGAUGAGCAUGGACCACGGCGUUGAGAACAUUGAUGAGUUGAAGAGACUGAUUGACCUGGGGCUGGACCGAGAGCAGCUCCAGCGCUCCGGACGGCUGGGUAGCCAGGAAAACACCCGCAGUAUCGGAGACUACUCCAUCAAGGACGGAUACAAGGACGUGGACACCCUACAGCAUUGCAAGGCACAGCCGGGUCUGUGUGAACCUUUCGUUGAGGUUAUCCCCAUAACACCACACUGCAAGUACAUCAUCCUGAUGACAGACGGAGUCUACAAGAGCAUCGAGGCGCCGUUUCUGCAAAAGGCUGGAAUCGAAACCAACAAGGUCCUCAUGACCACGGUGAACGAGGAAAGAGAUCAGCUCGUGGACCAAAAGAGAAGGUUCGAUGUUCUUGCCGAUCGUGUCCUCGGCGUAUCAGGCUAUUCACGAAGAUGCAUACAAGAACCACGCUGCACGAGAUAUCCGUUCACGGUGGGCCGUCGCAUGCCGCAAGAGGGACGAUAUGACACUACUCAUCCACCAGUUUGCCACAUAGGAGUCUAACACACAUCUCUAUCUUCCACACCCAUCAUGAGAGUGAAAUUUAUUAAAACCAUUUGUACCUGUGUGAUCGCUUUUUGCCUA